Molecule: messenger RNA, 432 nt
Organism: Adineta ricciae
Lineage: Eukaryota; Metazoa; Rotifera; Eurotatoria; Adinetida; Adinetidae
Source: the annotation of a GenBank genome assembly
AUGUCUUCUACGACGAGUAAAACAAUUUCAUAUGAAACAGCAGUAGAUAUAGUGACUAGUCGUAUUCCACCAGGCUACAGUCGAAGACAGUACCAACGAUGGGUACUAGCUGAACAUCAUUGCCCUAUAAGUGAUGCCGAUUUCGAUUGUUUGGUUGAAUUGGGUUUGAUAGAGAAAAUAGUUGCAAUUCUUGGAGAAACUGAAUAUAACAACGAAUGGCUCCACCACAUAUAUGAUUCGCUUUAUGAAGAGGAAUACGAAGACGAAGACGAAGACGAAGAUGAAGGCGAAGAAGGAGUAAAAGAAAAUGGAGAAGACUAUCAAGUUGACGAUGAACCAGUAAUGACACAGGCUAGAACGCAUGGUAGCGUUUUGAAUGAUGUUUCAAAACAGAUUGAACUUUCAAACAAUGUGAACAAUGCUGGUCAAUAA